This is a messenger RNA of Centruroides sculpturatus (bark scorpion), 985 nucleotides long. RefSeq lists its product as uncharacterized. The coding region runs from base 49 to 561 and encodes 170 amino acids. The transcript is spliced from 3 exons. NCBI's taxonomy places the organism in Eukaryota, Metazoa, Arthropoda, Arachnida, Scorpiones, Buthidae. The record is from RefSeq and is a predicted model, not a curated record.
AAACGUUUCAAUAUUGCAACUAAAAUAUGACUUAGUGUUAAUGAUAUCAUGAAGUUUUAUAUUUAUUUUCUCUUCAUUUUAACAUUUUCUCUGCCAGUAACGUCAAAUGGCGACGAGAAAUUAAAAUGUUGGCAAUGUACUUGGGACAGAGAUUAUAAAGAGGAUGUUUCGAGAAUUCCCGAUGCGAAACCGACGGAAAAAGUGGAGGACGAAAUAAACAAUCCUUCGGUAGAACCGUUUUUGGGAAAAGAAAGUUGGGAAGAACCCGCAGAUAAAAAUAUUCUAUGGAAAAAAUGUAAAAACUGUACCGACGGAGACGCCUGUAUUACGUGGAAUUUCCGUCUGAUGGGUUCGGAGAGUCCUAUUAAAAACGUGACGCGUAUGUGCGCCGUCACCACGGCAAAAUCGGGCUGUUACAGAGAAAAUAUGGGCAACGGAUGGCAAAAGGAAGUGUGUUUCUGCAGAAAGAACAACUGCAACGGCAGAGCCGCUUUGUCCCUUCCAAAUUUUUCUUUAAUUAUUAUAAUUUUACUGGCGGGAAAGUUAAUCGCCGGCGGUUGACGUAUUCGUACAGCGGCUAAUUUUAAUGAAAUAUAAACACGUCCGAGUUACUGACAAAUGAGACAAUUUGUAUAUAAACACAAAUUAAAAAUUUUAAUGAGUAACUUUACUAAAGUCGUCCCUAAUUACUAAUAUAAUUCUUAUUUCAUUAUUUAUAUAUCAAGAAUUCGGACAAAUAUUAAAAUAUAAAUCAUUCUCUCUUCAUUUAUUAUACGGGCGCGCGUAAAAGAAUAGUUAAAGUGUCGUCUGGGAGAAGGAAAUCGGGGAGAAUAUUUCCUAGAAAAAUCGGGAAAUGGACCGGAAAUUAUGUAAAAAGUGGGAUAAAUUGCCGAAGAAGGAGCGCGAACAUUGUUUGUUCCGCUCUCAAAAUUUAUAAACAAUUUUAUAAAUUACGAUUACCAUUUUGACGGAAUUUACUUUUAUU